UAGAUGGAGGUGCCACCACGGCCUGAACUAUUCGACUUCCAUGGUGUCUCUAUGACAAAAUACUUCACUGGAAACUGGGAAAAUGUGCAGAACUUUAAAGCGAGACCAGACGACAUCCUUAUAGCUACUUACCCCAAAGCAGGAACCACAUGGGUGUCUUACAUACUUGACCUCAUGUAUUUUGGUCAGACAUUGCCGGAGCGUCAGGCAACCGUCCCGCUCAAUGAAAGAGUUCCCUUCCUUGAGAUCACGGCCCCUUUUGUCAAAUCAGGAAAAGAGCUGGCAGAUACACUACCAACUUCUCCUCGCCUCAUUAAAACUCAUCUUCCAGUCCAGUUUGUGCCCAAGUCCUUCUGGGAGCAGAACAGCCGGAUAGUCUAUGUGGCCCGUAAUGCCAAAGACGAAGCGGUGUCAUUUUUCCACUUUGACCGCAUGAACAAGAUCGAACCGGAGCCGGGAGACUGGAGCAGCUACCUGCAGAGGUUCAUGGAGGGAAAGAUGGUGUUUGGAUCCUGGUAUGACCAUGUAACUGGCUGGUGGGAGAAGAAACAAAGUCAUUCAAAACUUCAUUACAUGUUAUAUGAAGAUCUGGCUGAGGACACUGGACGAGAAAUAGACCGGCUGUGCUCGUUUCUCGGCCUGUCCCUCUCAGCUGACGAGAAGGACAGAGUCAGAGAAAAAGUGCAUUUCGACAAAAUGAAAAAUGACCACAUGAACAACUUCUCAUCGGUCAAAAUCAUGGACUUCAAGAUCUCUCCCUUCAUGAGAAAAGGAAAGGUUGGUGACUGGAAGAACCAUUUCACCGUAGCCCAAAAUGAGCAGUUCGAUGAACACUACAAGAAAAAGAUGAUGAAGUCCACACUUCAGUUCCGUACGGAAAUUUGA
Messenger RNA from Lampris incognitus (smalleye Pacific opah), 885 nucleotides. Its product is annotated as cytosolic sulfotransferase 2-like. The record is from RefSeq and is a predicted model, not a curated record. Gene Ontology annotation, molecular function: sulfotransferase activity. The transcript is spliced from 7 exons. Gene Ontology annotation, cellular component: cytoplasm. The coding region runs from base 4 to 885 and encodes 293 amino acids. Lineage: Eukaryota; Metazoa; Chordata; Actinopteri; Lampriformes; Lampridae. Gene Ontology annotation, biological process: sulfation.